Argiope bruennichi is the source of this 2964-nucleotide messenger RNA. RefSeq names its product putative deoxyribonuclease TATDN2. The transcript has 7 exons. The record is from RefSeq and is a predicted model, not a curated record. Gene Ontology annotation, molecular function: hydrolase activity, acting on ester bonds. Bases 21 to 1613 code for a protein of 530 amino acids. NCBI's taxonomy places the organism in Eukaryota, Metazoa, Arthropoda, Arachnida, Araneae, Araneidae.
UUCCCAAUCCUGCAGACGCAAUGGCUACAAAUUUUCAAAAUCCUUGCCUAAUGAAGAACAACAAUGAGUAUAAUUUACCAACCAAUCAUGUUACUGAAACCUCUUUAUCUGAUCUGCAUUUCUGGGUAAGGAAUACUCACAUGGCUUCAAUUCAAGAAACUUUAAAUAUGGUUCCUAGUGAUGACACUGAUGCUUGGAUUAUAAAGAACCGUCUAAUGGCAUUGCAGCAACUAAAGUCUGAUUUUCCUGAUCAAUAUUCCUCCAGUCUUAGCCUUUCUCCUCCAAGCAUGACCGAUUCAUCUGGGGAAAUAUCUCCAGUUGCAAUGUAUAAUCCAUCAGAUCUUGGAGCUUUCAAUAUUUCACCAUUGUCAUCUAGAAAUUCACUUUCAUCUGCAAAUAGUUCUUUGAAAGAUGCUCCUCUUACUAAUGAAAAAUGUAAAUUCGAAAAACAUGAUAGGCCUAUCAUGCAUCAACAAGAUGGAAUAAAAUUAGAAUUAAUGCUUGGAAGAAAUUUUUCAAAGAAUGAAAAAUCUUCUGGGGAGAAUUCUUUAUUCCGUGGCAAAUUACAAUCUGGAUUCAAAACUGAUCAAAGUACUGGAGUUAUUGAUAAAAAUACAAAGCAAUAUUUGUAUGAGAAGUCAUAUCAAGAAAAAGAAACAGGGCCAAAAAAUUCAAAAUCUGGAAGUAGUAAUGUAGACUGUUGUGAGACAUUUCAUUAUAAUCAUAUGGACAAGAAUAAAAAUAAUGUAGCUAAGUUGGCAAGCUAUGAUGUUGCUUCUUUGAUGGUUCUGAAAUCCACAACAGGCUUCUUUGAUUCUCAUUGUCAUAUUGAUUUAUUGUUGGCUCGUGAGAAGUUUCAAGGUACAUAUGCUGAUUAUAUGGCUCAGCAUAAAGAUAGUUAUCCGCAAAGCUAUAAGGGUUGUAUAGCAGUCUUCUGCAAGCCAUUGACAUUUGCUAAGAAACAAAUGUGGCAAAAACAUCUUGAGCAAGAUAAUGUUUGGGGAGCUUUUGGUUGUCACCCAAAAUCAGCAAAAUUUUAUGAUGGCAAAACAGAAGAAGAUUUGUUAAAUGCUCUGAACCAUCCAAAAGUUAAAGCCUUAGGCGAAAUUGGAUUGGAUUAUUCAAAGGGAAAUCAGUGUUCAAAGUUAGAACAACAUCAUGCAUUUAGAAGGCAAUUAAGAAUUGCCCAAGAAAGGAAACUGCGGCUGGUAAUCCAUUGUCGGGAUGCUGAUGCUGAUACUAUUAAAAUUAUGCAUGAAAUACUACCUAGAGACACGAUUUUCCACUUGCAUUGCUUCACUGGUAGCUGGAAAAGGGCUCAAAAGUGGAUACAAGAAUUUCCUAAUGUUUUCAUUGGAAUCACAAACUUGGUGACAUUCCCUUCUGCUACUCCAACUCAUGAAGUUGUUCGGCAGUUGCCUUUAGAACGUCUGUUACUAGAAACAGAUGCACCUUAUUUUGUACCUUCAGUGGUUCCCAAAGGUACUAAUUCUUCCCAUCCUGGUAUGGCCAUACAUGUUGCAGCUCACAUUGCUGCACUUAGAAAGAUUUCUGUGGAUACAGUUCUACACUGGACAUCUACCAACACACGAAUUGUCUACAACAUAACAUAAAAGCUUCAUUCUACUGUGAUAAUCGAGUCUAAGGAUGCUUACAUCAUCUACUGUCAUGAGGUUACUCGUGAUAUUUUUCUCAGGAUGGAAUCCUCAAGAGCAAACUGGAUUGCUGUAAACCGUACAGAGAAGUGUUUUUUGCUUCAGUUGAUAUUUUCUACCACUUUCAAGCUACUGAGCAUUUAUUUUGUUAUGAAAUAAGAAAUUUGUGUGUGUAUAUUACACAAGAGAUUUAUUUUUUGUCAAUGAAUCUCCUAAAUUGACUAUUCAAGCAUUUGGCUUACAGUUAGCACUAUAGUGGGUGUAAUUUUUGGGAGUGCAAGUUGAACUACUGUGAAAUGUCAGAAUCUUCUGUUUAUACCUGAAAACAGGAUCUCUGAACAGUCCACUUCUGAGUGAAAUGACAAAAUCAUUUAUAAUUGUGAUUGCUGUGAAUUUUUUUGUUUAAUAUGCCUUUAUUAGUUCUGGAAAUUAGUUGGCACUAAAUUUUUUACAUUUUAUACAUGAUUUUUUAUUUUCUACCAUCAAGUGUUCCUGUGGUGUCACUUUUUAUUUUUUUAAGUAGUACACAACUUGCGUGUACAAAUUUGUUAUAAAUAAAAUGUUCUUUAAUUUGAAAUUCAAAUUAAACAAAAAUUUAUAAUAUGCUAUUAAAUUUGCAACCCAAAUUAUUCUGGCAAGAUAUUUUUAACAUUUAGUUUAAUAAUAAAAAAAUUGUGAUUCUUUUAUUUAACACUAAAUUUAUUGUUAAAUUUACAAUUGAUUUCAGUAAGAAAGCACUAAUAAUCUAAAGUAUGUAAAUAGUUUGAUGAAUUUUAAAUGAAAUACAAUGUUUAAAAAUGAUUCCCUACUUUCCUCAUAUUGUUCCUUCCUGUAAUGUCAUUGAUAUACUCUACGGGAAAUAGGAAGUCCACUGCUGUGGUUUGUUUUAUUACAUUAUCCAAAUCUGCAUACAGUUUUAUGUAAGGCUAUUCUUUGAUUUUUGAAUUCUAUUUUAUAAGUUAGUUCUUAUUAGAUUGUGACCAAUUUUAUCACUGAAAUAAAAAGUAAUCCCCUUUUUAUUAAUUUGCUUUUUGAAUAUUUUAUAAAAUAAAAAUAUUAAGCAUAUUUUAUGAAAUAAAAACAUUAUUCUUAACGUGAUUGAAUAUUAACAUUAAUUUUGUCGACUUUACUUUUUAACUCAACCUGGACAUAUUUCCUAUAGCUUUCAUAGUUUAUGCUUUAAGUAGCAUUUAAAUGAUAACUUUUCAAAAAUCUGUCUUCUAAAAUAUUCAGCUUUAUACUGUUUAAAAUACAAUUGGAAGAGCAUUUGGCAGUUCAUUUUAUGUAUUAACUCGUUUUUCUUAAUUCA